Mytilus trossulus (common blue mussel) is the source of this 1036-nucleotide messenger RNA. Its product is annotated as trypsin-like. The transcript has 7 exons. Gene Ontology annotation, molecular function: serine-type endopeptidase activity. NCBI's taxonomy places the organism in Eukaryota, Metazoa, Mollusca, Bivalvia, Mytilida, Mytilidae. The coding region runs from base 110 to 937 and encodes 275 amino acids. The record is from RefSeq and is a predicted model, not a curated record. Gene Ontology annotation, biological process: proteolysis.
AUUGUCAAGACACGAAUGGUUACAGUUGAAAAACUAUCUCUUAACCAGUACAGUGCUUAGGUAUAUAAAGAGGUUUAUUCUUCUGGUGUCUUUACCGCAUUAGAGAAAGAUGAUCAAGUUACUUGCUAUUUGUAUGUUACUUGGACUAACAGUCGGAUUCCGGCUUAAAUCCAGAUUCCUACAGAAUCGACUAAGGCCACGAUAUGGACCAAUGAGUAUCGUCGGUGGAUACGACGCAUACGAAAAUGCCGUUCCAUGGCAGGUUUCUAUCAAAGAUAAUGAAAACAACCACUUUUGUGGUGGCUCGUUGGUUAAAGGAAAAAAUGGUUUAGCCGUAGUUACUGCUGCGCAUUGUGUCAGUGAUGGAGCUCAGGCCUCAAGUAUUCAGGUUGUAGUUGGGAGGCAUUCCUUAACACAGCAGUCUACAUCUGAGAAAACUUAUCAAGUCAGCGAGAUAAAAAAUCAUCCCCAAUACCAUUCGGAAACCAUGGACAAUGAUAUAGCGGUAUUGUUUGUUCAAGGUGAAAUAUCAGAAACAGAACAAGUCGGACCGAUUCAACUUCCGAAAGAAGACUCUAGUGUCUUUAAUGGUCAGGAAUGCUUAAUUUCAGGAUGGGGCGCUCUUAAAGAAGGAGAAGAAGGGCCUGACAAAUUGCAAGAGGCUUGGGUUGAUCUAUUCUCUAAUGCUAUGUGUUAUGGAAAAUACGGAGACGGAUUUAACAGAAAUUUAAUGAUUUGUGGGGGUAAAGAAGAGGGAGGUGUUGAUUCCUGUCAGGGUGAUUCCGGAGGACCAUUUGCAUGCUUUGACGAUGACUGGAAUCCAAUCCUUGUUGGCGUUACUAGCUGGGGAGAGGGCUGUGCCAGAGCUGAUAAACCAGGAGUGUAUGCUGAUGUGUUUAAGCUAAAAAGUUGGCUGAAUGGUGUGUUAGGUCUGUAAUCUGUACAUCUGGGGCUGCAAAGAAGACAUAAUUAUCUCAUGAAGAACUGGAUUUCCUUCUCUAAUCGUUACUUAUAUAAAUAAGAUAUAUGAAUGUUG